UGCAAACUCCACACAGGGAGGCCGAAUUUGAACCAGGGACCUCAGAACUGUGAGACAGAUGUGCUAACCAGUCAUCCACCAUCAUCAUGUAUACAAUUAUAUUAUUUACGAAAAGCAGCAAAAGUAUCAGGCAGAAAAGUUAAAGUCCCUGUAAAAUUAAAAUAAAUGUCUUCUAAAUUUGACAAACCAAAGACAAGAAUGUUUUUAACAAAGCUGUCAAAUACACACAUAAUACAUUGGCGUGGUGCAUAGUUGUCGUCGUCGCCAUUGUAACGAGUGUAUACAGUGGCGUUGACCGGUGUCACGUUUUCUGGUUUUGCCUCUCCGACAGUGUUUGAUUUGACAAGAUAAAGCCCAGUGAUCGUAAAAGACGGGAUACGGAGCUAUCGGAAUAAAUGGCGUGUAGUCUUGCCGCUAUGUGGCUGAGCUACAGCAAGAUUUUAUGGCAGUAGUCUGACAAAUACACGUACAGUAUAGUGUAUGUUUGAGCCGCAAAAAUAUAUCCGCCUAUAGCAGGGUUAUCAAACUCAUUUUUGUCGCAGGCCACAUUGUUAGAACGGCUUUCGUCAGAGGGCUGUUAUGACUGUGAAGCCAUAUAAAUAUUUCAUCCCCUCAUCAUAGUAUUACACUUGCACAACAAAUGUAUGGAUACCUAGUUUUGAAAUCAGAAGUCAAGGAAUAUAGCUUGUUCUGCUAUCGUUCAAGUUACUGUAAAAAGGGGUUUGAUAAUGAAAAACGCUUGCAAUAUUUCAACAUUAUUAUUCAUUCCAUAUAAUGAUAAGAAUUUGUGGUGCAGAGUUUAGCAAGCAUCAUGGAAGUUGAUGCACAUGAUUUGCUUUCACAGGCCACAUAAAAUAAUGUGUCGGGCUGGAUCUGGCCCUGGGCCUUGAGUUUGACACCUGUGGUUUACAGCCUCUACUGGCUGAAAUAUAUCCCACUGAGUCAUCGCGGGGCUUUUCCACACUGGGACGACGAGGCACUCUGAGGCUGUCGGCUGUCACGUCUUACUCCCUAGUAACACGUGUGUCCAGUUUUUUUUUAAAAAUUUUUUUUUACAAUUUUUGUUUGGUGGUGUGCUAUGAGAUUAUUAUUUUUUUAAAUGUAAAAUAUGUGACUUGUCUCAAUAAAGGUUGGGAACUAGUCUGCUCAGGGCCAUCAGAAUUAGUGCUAGCCGAAAAUAAACUACCAAUGGGGCUGUUUCUUUAACCAAUCAGAUUUCGCAUUCAUCCUCCCACCUCGAUGACGUCAGCCUUUUCCCAUCAUCUGAUAGGUUGGUCUAAGCAAAACUUGUUACAGCCAACUUCGACUAGCAAAACACCACGAGCAGUCCGCACACAUCAAUACAUUUAAUAAUCAGCUGGUGCGUUGAUGUGUUUUAUUUACAUUUUGUUCUUUUUUUUGUCAUGUUAAUUAUGUUAUUAGGUAAAUAUUGAGUCUAUUCUAUUACAUAAACAUUGAUUAUGCUCUGUAUAAUGUCCGUUUCAGAUGCGUGCUAUUUCAUUGCAGUUUUGUAUAAAAUAGUUUCUAUAAUUGCAACGCGAUAUGAUAAUGCUGGACGUAAGAGGUGGAUUACGUCCCCACUGAAGACCCAAGUACCAAGUGCACGGCCCCCCACUGCCUCAACUACAUUUUGUGUGCAUGCAUGGAAGAGAUGGGGGUGGGGGGGAUUAGCAAGGGAGACUAUUCACACAAUUCUAUCUAUUCCUCCUCCUCCCCUCCCCGGUCUUUGCAGACAAUGCAGAAAUUAGAACAAAUGUACAUAACGGCUCCAACGCGAAUGAUCGGGGCGACAGCAUUUCUGCACGCAUGGAGAAAGCUGCAAGACGCGGCACCGUCGACACUACCCGCAUUGCAUCACGGACACGACUCGCGGUCCCCCGCUGUCUUCGUCCUCCCACAUCAACCUACCGGAGCCGGCCUAAUAGGACGACUUUAUUUCUUCGCCUGUGGGGAGUCCAGAGCAGCACGAAGACUCAUAAUCGCCGAUGUUGAUAUAGAUCCAAACGGCUCGUUUGUGUGCGCAAAAGCCGCUAAUUACGCGCCGCGCAAUCAACUUUAGAGCCCCGCUGAAUGGAUUGCGCAUCUGCGAGAGGCCAGCGGGUGGCAUCCAGCUAGACCACCCACGCGUGUCAUUUGCAGCCCGAUCACGUUAUCGAUUAAGGAGAGCGGCAAGCACACACAACCUGUGGCUGCGCGCGCCCUUGGUUCAACUUGUUUCCUCUUCCCGCAAGGUGAAAUGAAGCGACGCAGCUGACGAUUUGGAGAAGAGUCACCCAGGAGAAAGGUAGGCUAAAUGUAUGGGCGGUACACCCAGGAGCUGGGUGUCUACGCCAAGGCGGAAGCAGCCCGCCUACGGGAUGGCGGCGUGCGGAACGGCGGAGGUCUGCGGCGGAACACCGGCGUCCGAAGUCGCUCAGCGGACCUGCAAGAGUACCAGAAAGACCCGUGUGCAAAGUGCCAAUCGUGUGCAUCCAGCUGCCAGAAGUUCCUGAUCUCGCGGGUGGGUGAGGACUGGAUCUUCCUCAUUCUGCUGGGGCUGCUCAUGGCGUUGGUCAGCUGGGUCAUGGACUACGCCAUCGCCUUCUGCCAAGAAGCACAGAAGUGGAUGUACGGCGGCCUGGACAGUAAUCUGCUGCUGCAGUACAUCGCCUGGGUCAGCUACCCCGUGGUGCUCAUCACAUUCUCUGCAGGAUUUACCCAGAUCCUGGCUCCUCAGGCCGUGGGCUCGGGCAUUCCGGAGAUGAAGACCAUCCUGAGGGGAGUGGUCCUCAAGGAGUACUUGACUUUUAAGACGUUUGUGGCCAAGGUCAUCGGGCUCACCUGUGCCCUGGGCAGCGGGAUGCCUCUGGGGAAGGAGGGGCCUUUCGUCCAUGUUGCCAGCCUGUGCGCCGCCCUUCUCAGCAAAUUUACGGCUGCUCUUUUUGGUGGAAUCUGCAUGGAAGAACCCUUUGAGGGAAGCAAGAACGAGUUGAGAAACACUGAAAUGCUGUCUGCUGCUUGUGCGGUGGGUGUGGGCUGCUGCUUUGCUGCACCUAUUGGAGGGGUGUUGUUCAGCAUCGAGGUCACGUCGACGUUUUUCGCGGUAAGGAACUACUGGAGGGGCUUCUUCGCUGCUACCUUCAGUGCCUUCAUCUUCCGAGUGCUGGCCGUGUGGAACCAGGAAGAAGAGACCAUCACUGCUCUCUUUAAGACUCGCUUCCGUCUGGACUUCCCCUUCGACCUUCAGGAGCUGCCGGCCUUCGCCGUCCUCGGGAUCGCCUGCGGUUUCGGUGGCGCCCUCUUUGUCUACCUGAACCGGCUCAUCGUGGAGUGCAUGAGGAAGCAGAAGACCAUUAACAAGCUCUUGCUGAGGAAUCCGUCUCUUCCUGUCAGGCGUUUGGCGUAUCCAGCGCUCGUCACCCUGCUGGUGUCCACCCUCACGUUCCCGCCGGGCUUCGGGCAGUUCAUGGCAGGCCAGCUGACGCAGCACGAGUCGUUGGUGGCGUUGUUUGACAACCGCACGUGGUGCCGCCAAGGCGUGGCCGAGGAGUUCGACUACAUCAGCCACCACCACGGCUGGAAGCACCCCCAGGUCAACGUCUUCAUCACGCUCGUCCUCUUCAUUGUCAUGAAGUUCUGGAUGUCCGCCGUGGCCACCACCAUGCCCGUUCCGUGUGGGGCCUUCAUGCCAGUUUUCCUCAUCGGUGCAGGAUUUGGCAGACUUGUCGGAGAGAUCAUGGCUGCCAUGUUUCCUGGUGGUAUCCAUGCCGACGGCAGCGUGUAUCCCAUAGUGCCCGGCGGUUAUGCUGUAGUGGGUGCCGCAGCGCUGUCCGGGGCCGUCACCCACACCGUGUCCACCGCAGUCAUCGUCUUUGAGCUGACCGGUCAGAUCUCGCAUAUCCUGCCCGUGAUGAUCGCGGUGAUCCUGGCCAACGCCGUGGCCCAGGCGCUCCAGCCAUCGCUGUACGACUCCAUCAUACGCAUCAAGAAGCUGCCCUAUCUUCCGGAGUUGGGCAUGGGGCAUCACGAGAAGUAUAAUAUCCGCGUGGAGGACAUCAUGGUGCGGGACGUACGCUUCAUCACGCUCACCUCGUCCUAUCGGGAGCUGCAGGAGAUGCUGGUGACCGGUCAGCUCAAGACGCUCGCCUUGGUAGAAUCUCGAGACUCCAUGAUCCUCCUGGGCUCCAUCGAGAAGCUUCAGCUCCAGUCUUUGCUCUCACUGCAGCUGAGCCGCCAGCGCCGCCUGACCCAUCUGCGCCAGCUGGUCCUGGACAGCGACGCCAACGACAACCUGACCAGCCUCACCAGCCUCACCAGCGACAGCGCCCCCACUUCUCCACGCAACAGCAAUGCUCAUCAAGGGGUUCGCUUCCUGGUGAGCACCCAAGAGAUCUCCACAGAGGAGUCCUCUUCCUUCAGCCGGGUGGGCUCCAACAUUCAGCUUCCUCUUAAAUCGGCGCUGAAAAGCGUGUCGGCCGUCAGCAACGCCGACACGCCCGACAGCUCUCAGACACUGUCCUGUGCUGACCAAGACAAGGAGCUGUUAGAGAGUCCAUCUGAGUCGGUCCCGUCUGAAAGAAGGAAGGCCAAACGUGUGAGGAUCUCCAUGGCGGAUUCAACUGAUGUAGAAGAUUGUAUGAGCCCAACUGAGGUUGCCGAGUGGGAGGAACAGCAGCUAGACCAGCCGCUGGAUUUUAAGAACUCCAAGAUUGACCCAGCUCCAUUCCAGUUAGUGGAGCAAACCUCCCUGCAUAAGACCCACACCAUCUUCUCCCUGCUGGGUCUGGAUCACGCCUACGUGACCAGCAUGGGCCGUCUGGUUGGUGUCGUCUCUCUCAAAGAGCUCCGUAAGGCCAUCGAGGGCUCAGUGACGGUGACCGGCGUGAAGGUGCGCCCCCCUUUGGCCAGUUUCCGUGACAGCGGCAACACCAGCAGCAUCUCCGAAGUAACGGAGCUCCACAAGCUGUGCAUCCGCCACCGGGGGCUCUCGUUGCCGCGGGAACCAAACCCGCCGGACCAGGUGGACGACCAGCCGGACGUGGCGUACCAGGAGAUGCCCGUCGACGUGUCGGACCAGACCGGCUUGCGGUUCGAAGCCGGCCCAGGCGAGGCGUCGCACCCUUUGUCGGAGCUCCAGGAGAGCCCGUCGUUCGCCGAGGACCAAUCGGAGUUUACCUUUGACUGCAGCCCCUCCCACACUGAGGAGUCCGAGCUGGUUUGUGACUUUGAGCCACCGCCGGGCCAAACUUCUGAGCCAGACCAAGUGGAGCAAGCAAGCAGGAGUCCGCCUCUUAGCGGGGACCUAUCAGAAUCCGAAGGGGCGAGACCAUUCGCUAACACCCAAUCGGAGUGAUAAAUGUUGACAUUGCAUCCAUUUGUAUACCUACAAUACCAUAGUUCCAUUUAAAUACUGCCUUGUUUAAGCAGCAGUUUGGCUAUGUUGGGAAUCACUCCCUAUCCACUAUUUAACAUCCUAAAUAGUCGGUUUGCCAUUUUUUAGGGUUCUUCAAAUGUGUUCAAGUUAUCCCGACAUCAGUGGUUCUUAAACUUUUGAGACCAAGUGACAAACAUUGCAAUUCAUCAAAAACAAAACAGUUUUUAUUCCUAAAAAGUACAUUUCGUAUUACUGUCAGCCACAUGCAUAUACUCAUAAACAAUACUCACAGGCACAUUCUUUAUCCUCUGCAAAAAACGAUUAUUACUGCAGUUUACUGAGUCAGUAUGACUGUAUUAUACUGUCUCCCGGUGGCCAAGUCUCACACAACAAAAGGAGCUGCAAUGAAUUACUCGUGAUGCGCAAACUGUCAAAUUCUUGACAUUCUAUUCAAUUGUCAUUUCAAUAUAUUUUUCCAAAGUACAAUAUUAUAGUGCAAAUUUCCUCAUUAAAAAACACUUGAUGACUUUUUAAAUUGUUUUUGGGGGGCAGAACGGCUUAAUGGCAUUUCCAUUUGUUUCAAUGGGCAGCAAUGAUUUGCGUUGCAAGCAUGAGCGCGGAAUGAAUUAAACUCGUAUUUCAAGACACCACUGUAUUGCAAAUAAAAGAUCAAUUGUACCUAAAUAAAUGUUUGAAAGCAAACUAUUGAAGUUAAAUACAACUGAACUGUAGUUUAGGGAGUUAUAUUUGUUUUCUUUUUCCAAAAUUUUUAUUUAUUUUUUGCCUGCCACUAGAGAGAGCCGUGUACCACUACACAUACCACACUUUGAGAAUCACUGGUCGAUAUAGUGCACUCAGUCUAUCCCACUAUGCAUCUUGUAAAGUAGUUGAAUGAUGCUCACGGGAAAACAAUGCAUUGCGCCGAGACAGAAAAAAAUCAUUUAUCCGCGUUCGACGAUUUUGACCCGAGGUAGAUGCUUCCAAGCCAUAAAUAUUUUGCCUCACCCACUCUUGAAAUGAUGCAGGGAUUGCAGAUUUUUGUGAUAAUACAUUGCAGUCAGGCGGCACGACUGGUUAGAGCGUCAGCCUCACAGUUCUGAUGACCCGGGUUCAAUCCCCGGUCCCGCCUGUGUGGAGUUUGCAUGUUCUCCCCGUGCCUGUGUGGGUUUUCUCCGGGCACUCCGGUUUCCUCCCACAUCCCAAAAACAUGCAUUAAUUGGAGACUCUAAAUUGCCCGUAGGUGUGAAUGUGAGUGCGAAUGGUUGGUUGUUUGUUUGUAUGUGCCCUGCGAUUGGCUGGCAACCAGUUCAGGGUGUACCCUGCCUCCUGCCCGAUGACAGCUGGGAUAGGCUCCAGCACGCCCGCGACCCUAGUGAGGAGAAGCGGCUCAGAAAAUGGAUGGAUGGACAUUGCAGUCAUAUCAGAGCUUUUAAUUGGCCCAAGUCAUUGGUUUAUCUUUAUUAGCAUGCCAUUCCCCAUAUGUAGUUAUUCGCUUUAAAAAAAAUAAUUCGGCAUGGUAAUUUUUUAGUUAUGCCUUGCAGACCACCGGGUAUCCCUGAACUCCAGUUUGAGAACUACUGAUUUUGCCAAUCCAAUCAAAGUGCCAGCCUUAUCUGCACCCCAGACUAAUAGAGGGCAGCAUAUUCUACUUCAUAGGUUGACUUUGCCCGAUCACACACAUUUGAUUGUACGGCAAUACCUCAUGUCUACGUGGUUUUUCAUUACGGUAAAGUAGGGGUGGGGAACCGACGUGGUACAAUAUUUAACCCACGAAUGCUCACAAUAUACAGAUGCAUCUCACUAAAUCAGAAUAUGGUAGAAAAGUUGUUGUUUUUUUUUCAAUAGUUUCACUCAAAAAGUGAAACUCAAUAAAUACUUGGGGAUUUGCUUUUGAAAAAUAUUUUCCCAUCUAAAAAUCUAUAUUAAAAAAAAGUUUUGAUUUGAACAUCACGUUCUAAUUCCUUGAGAUGGUGAAUUUUGGUUAAUUUCCAUUUGCCUUAAGCUAUAAUAUUUAAAAUAACUGGUUUUAAGUCAUAAGUUGCACUUUGUGUUGAAUUGUACUACUAAAAUAGAUAAUUUCCCACCAUAUUCAAAUUUAUGAUAAUGCACCUGUAUAUAUGUAUUUUUGUACAAAUGCUCUUGAUGUAGGCAGCACGGUGGACGACUGGUUAGUCCUCACAGUUAUGAGGACCCGGGUUCAAUCCCCGGCCCCGUCUGUGUGGAGUUUGCAUGUUCUCCCCGUGCCUGCGUGGGUUUUCUCCGGGUACUCCGGUUUCCUCCCACAUCCCAAAAACAUGCAUGCUAGGUUGAUUGAAGACUCUAAAUUGCCCGUAGGUUGU
Messenger RNA from Phyllopteryx taeniolatus (common seadragon), 7692 nucleotides. RefSeq names its product chloride channel, voltage-sensitive 2a (gene clcn2a). The transcript has 25 exons. Bases 2294 to 5332 code for a protein of 1012 amino acids. Gene Ontology annotation, biological process: chloride transport; transmembrane transport. Gene Ontology annotation, molecular function: voltage-gated chloride channel activity. The record is from RefSeq and is a predicted model, not a curated record. NCBI's taxonomy places the organism in Eukaryota, Metazoa, Chordata, Actinopteri, Syngnathiformes, Syngnathidae. Gene Ontology annotation, cellular component: membrane.